GGUGGCGAGGCGGGUCCCUCGGCACUCUCCGUGGGCUGAGGCAGCAUCCCGGGACCGGAGACCAGCCACUUGCACCAUGAAGGCCAUGGGCAUCUUGCUGCUGCUGAGUCUGGCUCUUUUCUCUUUCUCCGCACAUCUACCGGGUGUGGACAGAGGCUGCCAGCAAGUCCCGGGAAAGAGGAUCUCACCAGCCCUUCCUAGAUACAGGAGAGUCCAUCCCAGCUGCCGGCCUGACACAUCUGUGUCGCGUGUUGCCGGCAAAGAGGAGAACGAGCUUGACUGCAGCGACUUCAGGGACUCGGGCACCUACUGCACGCGGGAGUCCAACCCCCACUGCGGCGACGACGGCAAGACCUACGGCAACUUGUGCGCCUUCUGCAAGGCCAUUGAGAGAAGCGGGGGGAAGCUUCGACUGCACCACAUGGGGAAAUGCUAAGUCCCCGGCCAUGCCAAGCGUCGGUCCGCUUUCACUCUCCAAGCCCAGGGCCCAGAUCCCCGCUCAUCUCACCCUCGCUCUGGGGGCAACGUUGUCUCCAAGCUGCUUGCUCAAUAAAGAAAACUCAGCAC
Molecule: messenger RNA, 567 nt
Organism: Gavialis gangeticus (Gharial)
Lineage: Eukaryota; Metazoa; Chordata; Crocodylia; Gavialidae
Product: serine protease inhibitor Kazal-type 6-like
Exons: 5
Coding region: 77-436 (119 amino acids)
Molecular function (GO): protein binding
Source: RefSeq, a predicted model, not a curated record